Messenger RNA from Neltuma alba, 701 nucleotides. Its product is annotated as cysteine-rich receptor-like protein kinase 2. NCBI's taxonomy places the organism in Eukaryota, Viridiplantae, Streptophyta, Magnoliopsida, Fabales, Fabaceae. The record is from RefSeq and is a predicted model, not a curated record. The transcript has 2 exons. Gene Ontology annotation, cellular component: plasmodesma. The coding region runs from base 39 to 701 and encodes 220 amino acids.
CAUUCUUCAUCGCUUCUGUAAAGUAAGAAAAAAACAGCAUGCAGCCUCAACUACCGCAACAAAAGCCUCUGUUCUUCUUCUUAUUGAGCUUCAUAAUCUGGUCAUGGUGGACUCUUAACGACGUCGUUUCGGACCCUCAGACGAAUCUAGUGCGACUAUGGUGUGACCCCCAAGACGGUGACAACGAUGGGUCCAUCAUGAAGGAGAUCCUGAACGAAACGUUUGGAGAUCUGAGAUCUCAGAUCCAAAACCAAAACAAACACUUCGCCAUAGCUCAAUCAGUGAAGGCUAACAUCCCCGUUUAUGGCCUUUUUCAGUGCAGAAACUACCUCUCCGUUGCCGAUUGCCUCGCUUGCUUUGACGUCGCCGCCGUAAACAUCCGCAACUGCUCCGCCAGGGCAUACGCUGCUCGUCUUGUCUACGACGGCUGCUUCCUCAGGUAUGAGAGCAGUCAAAGCUUCGACUGGGCCACCGAUAGUUGGAACAACAUAGUAUGUGGGAAUCAGACAAUAAAAGAUUCGCCUGCUCUUGCUUCAACUGUGCAACAAGUGCUAAGGAAUCUAGGCAUAGCAACCCCAAGAAUCCCUGGUUCCUAUGUGGCCACUAAGACGCCUGUCCCUGACAGUAAUGAUCUGAAUAUUUAUGGCUUGGCUCAAUGUGUUGACACUGUCCCUACAAAAUGGGUGCCGGACUUGUAUUAA